AUGGAGCUCGAGAUGCUUUACGACGAUGUUGCAUGGGAGCAAUCCGAUGAUAUAUCUGAGACUUGGCUUCUACAAUUCCUCGAUAUUGAUGUCAAACGACCCAUUGCAAUGUUCAUUUGGAAGCAUAAUUCGGGUGAUGAUCCUGUGUUUGCAAUUCUUCGAAAAGGGUCUUUCAAUAUCACGUUACAAAUGAAGUAUACCCACAACGCAAUCAACAUCCGCUUCUCCCAGCCUGGCGCUAUUCUCUUUCCCGAAGAAAAGACUCAAAAUGAAGUUGCUGUGAUGCGAUAUCUCUCCGAUCAGACGCAAAUCCCAGUUCCGUUUGUUCUUCGCUCGGGUACACGAGCAGAAAGUCCGCUCAAUUUGAGUCCAUUCAUCAUGAUGAGCCAUAUUGAGCACACCACGACUAUUUAUGAUGCUCUCAAUACACCAGGGUGUCCGAGUGAAAAACGGGGAAGUCUUGAUCCAAACAUCAACGAGAAUCAACUAAAAUUGCUCUAUACAGAGCUAGCAAAGGUCGUAUUGCAGCUUUAUCGGACAGAAUUCUCUAAAAUAGGGUCUCUGAACCAGGUAGAUGAUUUCUCUUGGGAGAUCAAUAGCCGGCCGGUAUCAAUGAAUAUGAACGAGCUUGUUCGGUUAGGGACACUUCCUCGAUCCAAACUUCCUAGUCUUGGUACUACCUUCAACACAACAUCCUCAUACAUUGAAGCCCUCGGACAACUAAAUAUCCAGCAUCUACUUCAUCAGAGAAACGAUGCAAUAAAGUCUGCCGAUGACUGCCGUCGGAAGUUUGUUGCCAGACAGCUUUUUCCCAAGCUCGCGAGAGAGAAAAAACUAUCUCUGUCAUCCCAUGAGAGCGGCCCCUUCAAACUCUGGUGUGACGAUUUCCGUCCCGGUAAUAUACUUCUCAACCACCGCAUGCAGAUCGCCGGUGUGGUAGAUUGGGAGUUUGCAUACGCGGCACCGGUGGAAUUUUCACACGCACCGCCAUGGUGGCUCCUCAUCGAGAGGCCUGAAAAAUGGUCCGAAGGUAUUGAAGACUGGACUCGAGUCUUCGAUCGCCGACUCAAGACCUUCCUUGCGGCAAUGAAGGCGUGCGAAGAUACCGAUCCUCAGCUCCCAGAACAGAUGCAACAGAGUUGGGAUAGUGGGGACUUUUGGGUGAUCUAUGCUCUUCUGAAUAGUUUCGCGUUUGAUACGAUUUACUGGCUGAAGAUUGAUCGGCGGUUCUUUGGGCCUACGGGGAAGGGUGAGCCGGGUGAAGCUUGGAAAGAGCGCUUGAUUCUGUUGAAUGACGACCAGAGGGCUGAGAUGGAAGAGUUGGUGACGAGGAAGCUUGAAGAGAUGGAAACUCGAGUCUUGGCAUGGGAUCCAGAUGAGUACACAGAAGGAUUUCGCCAGGAGUUUAAGCGAAGGAGGGAAGCUCAAGAAAAGGAGGGUGGAGAACCUCAUCAGGAAACAGUCGAGGAAUCUCAUGAAGAAGCGAGAAGCUUGCAAGAAUAG
Messenger RNA from Penicillium oxalicum, 1503 nucleotides. RefSeq lists its product as uncharacterized. The transcript has a single exon. Lineage: Eukaryota; Fungi; Ascomycota; Eurotiomycetes; Eurotiales; Aspergillaceae. Bases 1 to 1503 code for a protein of 500 amino acids. The record is from RefSeq and is a predicted model, not a curated record.